This is a messenger RNA of Dicentrarchus labrax (European seabass), 5613 nucleotides long. RefSeq names its product parkin RBR E3 ubiquitin protein ligase (gene prkn). Gene Ontology annotation, biological process: regulation of cellular response to oxidative stress; ubiquitin-dependent protein catabolic process; negative regulation of protein phosphorylation. The coding region runs from base 196 to 1593 and encodes 465 amino acids. NCBI's taxonomy places the organism in Eukaryota, Metazoa, Chordata, Actinopteri, Moronidae. Gene Ontology annotation, cellular component: endoplasmic reticulum; mitochondrion; cytosol. Gene Ontology annotation, molecular function: ubiquitin protein ligase activity; ubiquitin conjugating enzyme binding; zinc ion binding. The record is from RefSeq and is a predicted model, not a curated record. The transcript is spliced from 12 exons.
AAAAACAACUUUAUUAAAAUUCAUAAAUACACGCACUUCCGGCGCCGAUCCCUGACGUCAUUUCAGUGUCACCGCUCUGUUGUUUUUAAAAAAGAACGUCUGUAACGUUUGUGCGCCGGUGAGACUACAGUUCCCAGGGUGCACUGCGGCCGAUAGAUUGUAAACACCAAUGGAGGCUGAAGGACGAAGACAGUGAUGAUUGUGUUUGUGCGGUACAAUCUGGGGCCCGGAGUGCCGAUGGAGCUGCAGGAGGAGGCGAGUGUGGCCAAGCUGAAGGAGGUGGUGGGGAGUCAGCAGGGAGUCAGACCGGAGCAGCUCAGGGUGCUGUUCGCUGGGAGGGAGCUGAGGAGCACCGCCACACUGCAGAGUUGUGACCUCCCGGAGCAGAGUACCGUCCAUGUUGUCCUCCCUCCAUCGGGUUCCUCCUCCUCCCACCUGCUACUCCUGCAGGAGCGCUUGGCUCGAGGAGGGGAGCAGGAGCACAACAGUCUGACCAGGCUGGACCUCAGCUCCUCGCGCCUCCCCUCCACCUCCUCUGGCCUGGCAGUGAUCCUGGAGGGGAAUAAUGAAGGAGCAGAGGAGGUGCAUGCUACAGGUUUGAAAGGUGUGCGUACCUGCAGUACUUUCUUUGUGUACUGUAAGAGCUGCAGGUCGGUGCAACCAGGAAAACUGAGAGUGCGCUGCAGCAGCUGCAGACAGUCGACACUGACGCUCAGCAGGGAUCCAGCUUGUUGGGAUGAUGUUCUCCUUCGAGGUCGUAUCCAUGGCAUGUGUCAAUCAGAUGGUUGUCAUGGCAACGAAGCGGAUUUCUACUUUAAGUGUGCGACCCAUCCUACCUCAGAUGACGACCUCUCUGUGGCCCUCGACCUCAUUAUAACCAACAGCAGAGACGUCCCCUGUAUCGCCUGCACUGACAUCAUGGACCUGGUCCUGGUCUUCCAGUGUUCGGAGCGUCAUGUGAUCUGUGUGGACUGUUUCCGUCGAUACUGUCAGACUCGACUAAACGAGCGACAGUUUGUUUAUCAUCCUGUGAUUGGCUACUCGCUGCCGUGUGCUGCCGGCUGCGUUGACUCUCUUAUUAAGGAGUUGCAUCAUUUCAGGAUUUUGGGAGACGAUCAGUGGUCUGUUUCAAAGUAUGGGCGGUACCUGCAGUACGGGGCUGAGGAGUGCCUGCUGACGAUUGGAGGAGUGAUGUGUCCGUCACCUGGCUGUGGGGCAGGGCUUGUACCACCUGAGGAUGACAGGAGGGUGGAGUGUGACAGACAGCUCGGCUGCGGGUUCGUCUUCUGCAAAGACUGCAGGGAGGGGUACCACGAGGGGGUGUGUCACACUGAGCCGGCCCGGCCCACAGGUGAAGCCUCACAGGGUUUUGUGGUAGAUGAGGAGGCGUCGCUCAGAGGGAGGUGGGAUCGAGCCUCCCUGCUGCUCCUGCAGGAGUCGACUAAACGCUGCCCUCAGUGUUCAGUUCCUGUGGAGAGAAACGGAAAGGAGGGUAAACAUGUUUUUUAUGCUCUGAACCACAAUCUGUUCGCAUCCACUCUGAAGUAUCAUAAAGGCAAUGCCUUUCAUCAGCAUGUUAAUGAAGAAGUGUGACAGUAAAUGGUCAAACUUACAACGACUCUGUCUUCAUUGGCUACGGUUUAACUUGGUGUUUAGUCAGAGUUUCAACACCCUGCACGAGAACACUACAGGGGUCAUGUGAGCACCAUCUCAAAAUCUUUAUUUCUUCCCGCAAGCCGCUUUUACUUACAACAGCUAGCCAGGUUUUAAGACUUAAAUAAUCCAUUUAUUAUUUAUUUCCAUUAAGUUUCUAAUCCAUCUUUCAUCCCCUAUCCUCACCUGAAUUGGUAUAUUCCCUGAUAUUCUUUCUUCAAUUUCUUUCCAUCUCGCCUGGUAUUCAGAGUUGCACCAACAAAACAAGAUCCUCAAUUGGGCUGAAAUAUAAUCUUUUAGGCAUGGGAGUGCAAGUACUCCUUUAUACUUCGAUAAUUGGAGAGUUUGAAAUUUUAUCCUUGGCUUUUCCCCCUGCCAGAUAAAUCUUGAUAGUAAUUUGUCCCAUUCAUUAAAUUGUUUAUCAUUUAUUUCAACUGGAAGAAUCUGGAACAGAUAAAGUAUUCUUGGUAACAUGAGGUCAAAGACUGUCGAUCCUGUUUAGCUUUCCUCAACCUGUCUGUUCAGACAAAAGGCUUCUUCAAUCACACCUCUUCCUCUUUACACAGCUGAUCAAAGUCUGAGUUAAUCAGAACAGAUAAAUUGUAAUAAUAAAUUCAAAAUGACUCUUCUGAUACUUAAACAAACCAUAACAUAUAUAUCUCAUCAGCUAAAUAAAUUAUCUACACUCUAAAAUAAUUAAAUACAAAAAUUGGCUCCAACAUUCCAGCUCCUAAUUGCUUGAAUCUUAAAUGUAGCAAUUACAAAUAACUUAAAUACAGCCAAUUUUAAAUGCAUAUAUCCUUUUUCAUACUAACAAAAAAUGUCCAUUCUUUUAACUAUUCUUCAGACUCCAGGAGUAGGCAAAGUUUGUUGACAGGUCUCUGUAGGAUGCUAGUUUUAGUUUGAACCAAGACACUGCAAACCAGUCCUUUGCUUCCUGGAAAAGUCUGUAAAAUCCGUCCUAAGACACAGGAGUUUCUUGGAACAGAGUCAUCUACAAUCAUGACAAGGUCUCCGGGUUGAAAAUUCCUUUUGGGGUUAUUACAUUUGUUCCUUCUUUGCAUGAUAGGGAGGUAUUCUCUGACCCACCUCCUCCAAAAGAGAUCUGCCAGAUAUUGCACCUGUCUCCAUCUUCUCCUGGAGUACAGGGCUUCCUUAUUGAACAGUCCAGGAGGCAUGAUGGGUUUUGUUUUAAGAAGAAGCAGAUGAUUGGGUGUUAAAGGUUCCACAUCAUUCAAGUCAUUUGUUACAGAUGUGAUGGGUCUAUCAUUCAUUAUUGCUUCCAUUUCACAUAAGGCUGUUUGCAAAGUCUCAUCAUCCAGGCCUUAUUCUUUUAUCACAGAACAGAGGAUCUUUUUGAGUGACUUUAUAAGUCUCUCCCAUACACCACCGUGAUGAGCACCUGAUGCUGGGUUAAAAAAUCCACUUUAUACCACCAAGGUUUCUUUGGAUUUUGCAUUGACUUAAUUCUUUCCAUGAUUGUUCAAGCUCCCUUUCUGCACCAAUAACGUUUGUACCUUGAUCUGAUUUAAUCAUUUUUUACAGUACCUCUACGGCAAAGGAAUCUGCGUAUUGCAUUGAUGCAGGAGUUAGUGUCCAAGCUGCUGGCUACUUCAAGAUGAACUGCACGGCUGGUUAGGCAAGUGAAAAUUACACCCCACCUUUUAACAUUGGUUCGACCUCGUCUUAUCACAAAAGGUCCAAAAUAAUCCACACCAACUGAAGUGAAAGGUGGUAAAUCUGGUAUCACACGAUCUUGAGGGAGAUCUGCCAUCUUCUGCUCUCUUACUGUGGACUGCAUUCUUCUACAGAAAAAACAGUUUCUGAUUAUUCUACGGGCCGAAGAGUUUGCAGAGGGCAUCCAGUACUUUUGUCCCAUUUUAGAUAGCAUGAGAUUUCUACCAGAAUGGCCAACUUGGAUGUGUAUGUGUCUUAGAAUGAUCUCUGAUAUGUGGGAUUUUUUGGGCAAGAUUAUGGGAUUCUUAAUGCUUACUGGCAUGGCUGAUCUGUUGAUUCUUCCUCCCACUCUCAGGAUACCUUGGUCGAGGAUUGGAUCAAUUUUCAGUAUGGAGCUGUCUUUCGUGCAGGGUUUUACUCUUUCAAGGAGAGCAAUGUCCUGUUUAAAGUGUUGCUGCUGUUCAAAUACCAAUAUGGCUCUUUCAGCAUUUUCCAUAUCCUCCACAGUUCGGAGCGACCAGUGCGCUCUCUCAAUAUGUAGCGCAGUAGUGGGGGGGAGCUCCAGACCCUUCAUUAAUAAAUCUUCCAAAAAAGAAAUCAUUGUGCCGACAUUAUCUUCAGCUCCUUCUUUUACCCCAUGUAGCCUGAUGUUAUCACGUCUUGAAUGUCCCUCCACUUCAGUCAAUUUAGCAUCCAUCUGCUCCUGAAGUUUCGCCAGCUGCGCCAAUACAUCCUCCGUUGACUAGAUCCGUGUCUCUGCCGUAGUGAUCCGCUCCUCGGUUUCUUCCACUCUUUUGUUCAUUUUGUUAAUAUCUUCUUUAAUGCUGUUACAAAUUACAAAAUUACAAACAUGUCUUAAGGACAUAAAAUCCUGGAUGAGCUGCAAUUUUCUGAUGUUAAACUCAGAAAAAAACAAAAUUCUUGUACUUGGCCCCAAAAACCUUAGAGACUCACUGUCUAAAGAUAUAGUUACUCUAGAUGGUAUUACCUUGGCCUCUAGCACCACUGUCAGGAAUCUUGGAGUUAUCUUUAAAUUUGUCAUUUAAUUCCCACAUAAAGCAAACCUCUAGGACUGCAUUCUUUCAUUUACAUAAUAUUACAAAAAUUAGACACAUCCUAUCACAGACAGAUGCAGAAAAACUAAUCCAUGCAUUUGUUACUUCUAGGCAGGAUUACUGCAACUCUUUAUUAUCAGGUUGCCCCAAUAAGUCCAUUAAAAUGCUCCAAUUAAUUCAGAACACUGCAGCACGAGUACUGACAGGAACUAGAAAAAGAGAUCACAUCUCUCCUGUACUAGCUUCUCUGCAUUGGCUCCCUGUAAAAUGUAGAAUAGAAUUUAAAAUCCUCCUCCUCACCUAUAAAGCUCUUCAUGGUCAGGCCCCUUCAUAUCUUAAAGAGCUCAUAGUACCCUAUUACCCCACUAGAACACUACGUUCUCUGAAUGCUGGGCUACUUGUGGUUCCUAUAGUCUCUAAAAGUAGAACAGGAGCCAGAGCCUUCAGUUACCAAGCUCCUCUCCUGUGGAACCAGCUUCUAGUUGUCGUUCAGGAGGAAGACACCCUCACCACAUUCAAGAGUAGGCUUAAGACAUUCCUCUUUGAUAAAGCUUAUAGUUAGGGCUGGAUCAGGUGAGUCCUGAACCAUCCCUUAGUUAUGCUGCUAUAGGCUUAGACUAUCGGGGGAUUUCCCAUGGUGCACUGAGCUCCUCUCUUCCUCUCUCUUUCUGCACCCAUUUAUGUCCCAUUAAUGCAUGUUACUAACUUCACUUCUUCCCUGGAGUUCUUGUGCUUUUUUGUCUUGCAGGUUCUCAUGGAUCCUGAUGGAGCCUCCUGCCAUGGUCCUGCUUGACUGCCAUUGCUUAUAUAACUGAUAUUACUGUUAUUAUUAUUAUUAUAAGUAUUAUUAUUGCUACGGUUACUGUUGUUGCUGUUGUCACUGCUCAUUGUCCCCCAUCGUUGCUUUUGUCAUGUUCAUCAUCAUCAGUCACUACUAUUAGUGUAGUUGUUGCUACUGUUGUUGCUGUGCGACUGUCUGUCUCUCUCUCUGUGUGUCUCUCUCUCUCUCUCUCUCUCUCUCUCUCUGUCUCUCUCUCACCCCAACUGGUCGAGGCAGACGACCACCCACCCCCCCGUCGCCAAGGUCUUGCUCAUGGUGGUACUGUUGGGUCUCUGUAAUUAAUGUUAUAAGGAGUUCAGUCUAGACCUGCUCUAUUUGAAAAGUGUCUUGAGAUUACUUCUGUUAUGAAUUGGCGCUAUACAAAUAAAAUUUAAUUGAAUUGUUUAA